Molecule: messenger RNA, 1247 nt
Organism: Neopelma chrysocephalum (saffron-crested tyrant-manakin)
Lineage: Eukaryota; Metazoa; Chordata; Aves; Passeriformes; Pipridae
Source: RefSeq, a predicted model, not a curated record
AGGGGACAACAGCCUAGCAGAACAGCGAGGGGAAUAGUCCCAGCCACACCUAGGGACGCGGAGGACCAAGAUGGCAUCCCAGCCUACUAGUGGCUACUGCAUGUUACAGAGAUGUAGGCAGCCCCUCAGCUGUAGCCAGUGUCACUUUUGGUGAAAUCCAGGUUUUUAGAUGCAGCCCUUCAAAUGACUGAGUGGAUGAACAGAAGAUGAAGACACAAUUAAGCAGAUAUUGCAAACAGGAGGAUAUGUUUAAUGGAAGCAAGCUGUCAGGGUCUUGCAAUAACCAGUCCCAACCAAAAAUAUUUACCCUUGGGAUUGGGUCAUCAGAUUCCAGUCUCACAGUAGAAAAUUUGAAAAGGCUGGAAGAGGAAUAUGCAGCUUCUAAAGAAGCCUUCAAAAUGCAGAGAGUACAAGAUUAUAUUGAACAGACUGAUCUUGCUCUCUCUGACAAAGAGACAAGUAGGAGAACCAACAGAGAUUUUGUCUGUGAUGCAGAGCCUGAAGGAGUCUCCUCAUCCCCUCCUGCAAAACAAGAAAAAAUUACAACUGAGGUUCCUGAAAGAUCCCUGAAGAAAGGAAAGAUACUAACAGCACCAGCGACAUAUUCUCCGCCAGCUCAGCCCACAGGACCUGUGCUGAAGGAAUCCAAGCUGCUCUUCCGGCUGGGGAGGAAAAGGAGGUCUGAUUCUCCAGCCACAAUAAAUCAGCAUAAUACCACCCUUCACACCACCGACACUGCUGCAGCAACACAGAUUUACACCAGCUGGAGACGUAGCUCAUUCCUUUACCUCACAAAAAGCCGGAAAAAUAAAAGCAAGAACAAAUCUCCGCACUGCUGUUCUUCUGAGCCCAUAAGACAAUGUUAUCCUGAGGGACAGUGUUUUUUCCUCCUGUACCAGGAUGGAAAUGGUCAGGUUUACUACACAUUGGGCAACGUGGCUGUUUUCAUCACGUUCACCAAGGAAGGCCUGUUCACCUGUUGCAUGCAGAACAGCAGGUACCCAGGGAUGAGGCCUGCCUCUGGGAGCCAUGGUGAAAUUGACUUAGUGUUCCCCAGCCACAGCAAUCGUGUCUGCUUCAGUGUGGGGUCCCUGCUCAAGUUGAAAGACCCAGAAAAAAGUUACCUACUGAAGUGGCAAAAAAGCAAAGACGAGCUCCUCCUCCAGUAUAAAAAGAUUCAGCUCAGGAGCCUGCCGUCCAAAAAUCAGACAAUGUUGCAAUACUUUUGGCAAGCCCUUUCUCACUGA